Zonotrichia albicollis (white-throated sparrow) is the source of this 1616-nucleotide messenger RNA. Lineage: Eukaryota; Metazoa; Chordata; Aves; Passeriformes; Passerellidae. The record is from RefSeq and is a predicted model, not a curated record.
CUAUCUUGACCCUCUUUUCAAGAGGAGCAGCAUAAGCUCUGCCUACACAGGAUGUAAAGCCAUGAGAUUCAGGUCUGGAAGGCACAGGGAUGACACAAGAGUGGAUGCUGUCUGCAGCUACAAGAACAAUGCCAGCCUGGCCAGGUUUGACAGAGAAAAGCUUUACCAGGAGCUGAGCACCAUGACAAACAAUGUCACCAAACUGGGCCACUACAGCCUGGACAGGAGCAGCCUGUAUGUUGAUGAUUUCACCCUCACAGACACAGCUGCCACCAAAAAGCCUCUCAUGGCUCCAGCCAAACUUGGCUAUAGGCUGAGCUUUAGAAUAGUCAAUGAAAACCUCACCAACCCUGACUCCCAGUCUCCAGAAUACAGAGCAGCAGUAGAAAGCAUCACCAACAAGAUGAACCACUUGUACCGUCAGAGCGACCUGAGGGAGCAGUUCCUGACCUGCAGGAUCACCGGGCUGAGGCCUGGAUCAAUAGUGGUGGACUGCCAGUGCUUCUUCCAGCCCGACCCCAAAAUCAGCAGGGCUGUGGUUGAAAGGACUUUCCAGGACAGGACCUCCAACACCACGGGGCUGUGGCUGGGCAGCAGCUACCGACUGCAGGAAUUCUCAGUGGACACCUUGGAACUCUCAGUUGAGGCAGCAACUCACAAGACACCCCUGGAGUCUGGCAGAGAAAAAUUCGGAUUAAAUUUCCGAAUCACCAACCUUCCCUACUCGCCUGAGCUGCAGGACUCCAGCUCCCAGAUGUACCGAGAGAACAAAGAGAAGAUUGAGAAAGAGCUCGAGGUGUUCAGGAGCAGCCGUCUGAAGGAUCAAUUUGUUGGCUGCACUGUGGAGAGCUUUGGGCCUGUCCAUGGCAAAGGACACACAGAGGUUGCCUCAACCUGCACGUUCACCCUGGAUCCCCUCUCAGGGACUUUACAGGAGCAGGAGGUGUUUGAGGAGCUGGAACUCCUGACCCAGGGCUUCACCAGGCUGGGCUCCAGCUAUGAGCUGGAGGAGCAGAGUCUGGUGGUGGAAGGUUACUCUCCACUCAAGACAGAUGAAGCAGAGUCCAAAAGAUCUGAGCUUCAGUUCUGGGCCAUCAUCCUCAUCUGCCUUUUCACCCUGCUGGGCUUCAUCCUCCUCCUCCUGUUGUGCUUCCUGGUCCUCUCCUGCCUGAGGAGAAAGUCCCACCUGUACCAGGUGCAGCAGGGCCUCUAUGGGCUGUACUUCCCCCACCCCAGCACAGGGAAGGUUCACUGACACCUCAGCUUGGUCUUCCCAGACCUUUUCGUCCACUGAUGAAGGAAAAAUAGCUAUAAAACCUAAAAAAUGUUUCUUUUAUAAAUUAUUUCAGCAUUUUCUCUCGCCUUGAGACAAAUCUUUGCACUAUUUGCCAUGAUUCUUUUCAUACUCCAGGAAACUGCCAACAGUGCAGGUGCUGAGGAAAAUAUUUUUCUUUAAGCACUGCAGUGUUUUAUAGAAAUAUCUAUUUUAUAUUAAUAUUACACAACCAAAGGAAAAUAAAAACUACCAGGAGCUGCAGUUUGCAAAGCCCUUCAGUGUUAAUGUCAGUUUUCUGAAAGAAAUUAUAAUAAUUUAGAGAUUUUUGGGGACUGACUGU